AUGACGCCUCGCGCCAGGCGGGCCCAAAAAGCCGCCGACUUCGAUAUUUUUGAAGAUAAGAUUCACUCACAAGAGUCCUCAUCCGAUUGGCUUGAAUGGGACUGCAAGCCCAGCCCGGCUGUUACCUCAAUUCCUAGAAGUCCUGCAGGGGGACCCUCGACCUACGAUACCACCGAAAGCGACCCCCUUAUUAUCCCUAACCCCGAUCUCUCCCUUAUACGGGGUCAAGUUGAGAGGCACCUGGCAGGUCAGUUUGAAUGGAUCGUCACGUAUUCCGGACCAGGUUCAUCGGAGGACAACAACGACAACAACAACGUUGGCAGCACCGAGGACAGCCACUCCGUUGAAGCAGAAUAA
Molecule: messenger RNA, 357 nt
Organism: Geosmithia morbida
Lineage: Eukaryota; Fungi; Ascomycota; Sordariomycetes; Hypocreales; Bionectriaceae
Exons: 4
Coding region: 1-357 (118 amino acids)
Source: RefSeq, a predicted model, not a curated record